AUGGUGAGUGGCCUUGAAGCUAUAUCAGCCAGCUUUCCUUGAUUUGAUACUGUCAGAGUGCAUCAAUGUGUGGAGGUCAAGCUAGUCAAGGUAGUGUAAUAGUUCACAUACCAUCCUUUCCUUCACAGAUAGUGGGUCUCUGUUUGCAUCAGCCAGGAUUUUUUUUUUUCUCAAGGCCUGGUAGUGGUGAAAGGACAUGGGUGAAGAAAGUGUUGAGUACCUCUGCCAUUUCAGCCUUGUUGGUGACUAAUUCAUCUCUUCUGUUAAACAGCAGGCAAAUACUUUCCUUCUGUCUCUGCUUGUUUACAUACCUGUCCUGGUUUCAACUGGCAUAGAAUUUAUUUUCAUCCUCAUAGCUGGCACAAUGCUGUGGUUUAAAUUGGUAUGAGAAUAAUGUUAAUUGCAUCCUAAUGAUUUAGUUCUUGCUAAUUUGCAUUUGCCCUACAUCAAAGACCUUUCAGUGUCCCGUACUCUGCCAGUGAGAAGGUCCACAAGAAGCUGUGAGGGGCCAGGACCACUGACCCCAACUGGUCAAAGGGAUAUUCCAUACCAUGGAAGGCCCUGCUCAGUACAUGAACUGGUGGGGGGUAGCAGCUGGGAGGGACCUAUUGGUGCUUGGGGAUAGAUUGAGAUAAGCCCAGAAGAAGGUUCACAGAGAACUGGACAAGGUGUUUGGAGGAUAUCAAGAAUUGAAUGGCACAUAUACUCUUGUUGUAAUUUGUGCCCUACUGAGAUUUUCCCUGACCUGGAGAAGUUUAGUCCUGAGUGAUUCUUCCCUGAACUUUAUUUUUUUAAACAGCUGCAGUUUUAUACUGAAGAGUUCAGAAGUUGUCCAUUGUUCAAACUUUGGAUAGGACCAGUGCCUCUCAUGAUAUUGUAUCAUCCUGACAGUGUGGAGGUUAUUCUGAACAGUUCAAAACAUAUAGAGAAAUCAUACCUGUACAAAUUCCUGCAUCCAUGGUUGGGCACUGGACUUCUGACAAGCACUGGAGACAAGUGGAGGUCACGGAGAAAGAUGAUAACUCCCACAUUCCACUUUGCAAUCUUGAAUGACUUUCUAGAGGUCAUGAAUGAACAAGGAAAUAUUUUGGUGGAGAAACUUGAAAAGCAUGUUGACAAGGAGCCAUUUGAUGUUUUUAUGGACAUCACUCUGUGUGCCCUUGAUAUCAUUUGUGAAACAGCAAUGGGCAAGAAUGUGGGUGCCCAGAAGAAUAAGGAUUCUGACUAUGUUUCUGCUGUCUACAGGAUGAGUGAUCUAAUCCAGCGGCGACAACUAAGCCCUUGGCUUUGGCCUGAUUUUUUGUAUAUAUUGUUCAAAGAAGGAAGAGAGCACAAGAGGAAACUCAACAUCCUUCACAAUUUUACAGAUACAGUCAUUGCAGAAAAGGCUGAAGAACUUAAAAGCACCAAGCAAGAGAAACAUGAUAAUGAUGGCAACUGUGAAGAAAGUGGUUCCAAAAAGAGAAAAGCAUUCCUGGACAUGCUGCUGAGUGCAACAGAUGAUGAAGGGCAACAAUUGAGCUACAGGGAUAUUCGUGAGGAGGUGGAUACUUUCAUGUUUGAGGGCCAUGAUACAACAGCAGCUGCUAUAAACUGGGUCUUGUACUUGCUUGGACGUAAUCCAGAAGUUCAAAAGAAGGUUCACAGGGAAUUGGAUGAGGUGUUUGGCAUUAAUGAAAGUUCUGUUACAAUGGACAAUUUGAAGGAUCUUCGAUACCUUGAAUGUGUUGUGAAGGAAGCUCUUCGUCUCUUCCCUUCAGUUCCCAUGUUUGCCCGUACCUUGAGAGAGGAUUGCUGUAUUAAGGGAUAUCAGAUACCGAGAGGUACAAAUGUCCUUGUUUUAACUUAUGCCCUACAUAGAGACCCUGAGAUCUUCCCUGACCCAGAGGAGUUCAGGCCUGAGCGAUUCUUCCCUGAAAAUUGUAAGGGAAGGCACCCAUACGCUUAUGUGCCCUUCUCAGCUGGUCCCAGGAACUGCAUUGGUCAGCGCUUUGCACAAAUGGAGGAGAAAACUCUUCUAGCCCUCAUCCUGCGACGCUUUUGGGUGGAAUCAUGUCAAAAGCCAGAAGAGCUUGGUUUACGUGGAGAAUUGAUUCUUCGUCCAAAUAAAGGCAUCUGGAUUAAACUGAAGAGGAGACCAAAUGCUGGAUCAGAAUGAAAGGAAUUUGAAGUGUUUACUUCCAAGAGUUUUCAAUCUAUUUAAGCUGAGACAUCUUUUAAAUACAAAUAUUUUGCUGUCAGUCCAGCACUUUGUUUAAACUAAUUGUUACUCUUUUAUUAAGAAAGAUGUAAUAAUAGCCCUAGCUGCUCUACUUUUAUAGUGCUUGUGAACUUCAUGUUAAUCUUUGAAAUGCAAGUCUUUAAACCUUAAAUUUAAACCCUGUCUUAUCUGCUUAGAUGAAACUAUUCUAUUGCCACAGUAGCACAAAAACUUUAUGGUAAUAACAACAGUAAUGCCUGUGAUGAAGUGAUCAGGUUACCUGCCAUAGCAUUUUCCAAGUAUUUGUAAGGUUUUUAGGUUUCUUUGGUUCUGAAAAAUUCAAGUGAUAAUCCUUCUUGGCACAAUUUUCUUUUUUUUUGGUGAUGGCUACCUCUGUAAAGAUCAAGCAAAAAAUCUGAUAAUUUCACUCCUCUUUGGUAAGCAUUUGCAUUAGUUUGUGAGAAGGGAGUGCUCUGAGUCAUUUUUUAGAAAACCAAAAGCAUUACUCUGUAUAACCGUAGCAGGAACUAGACAGUAUGCAAAUUACACACAGGAUUUCAUAAUGACAGAAGCAAUGUAUUAUUACAAACUUUGAGAAUAAACUUCUUCUAUGCCUCA
Molecule: messenger RNA, 2818 nt
Organism: Cyanistes caeruleus (blue tit)
Lineage: Eukaryota; Metazoa; Chordata; Aves; Passeriformes; Paridae
Gene: CYP4V2
Product: cytochrome P450 family 4 subfamily V member 2
Molecular function (GO): oxidoreductase activity, acting on paired donors, with incorporation or reduction of molecular oxygen; iron ion binding; heme binding
Source: RefSeq, a predicted model, not a curated record